AUGAUCGUCGCAAUUGCUAUUGCGUGCGGAUGGGCAGACGACUCCGAAGUAGGGAUGUGCAUGGGUCCACAAUCGAUCCGAGACUGUUUAAUUAUCCGAUUGCUGGAAAAGAUAGCCAGCAAAAGCUAUCCAAAUUCUGAUGGCCCUUCGAUAAUUGCGUGCUUCUGGCAGUACAGCCCUGUCACAGGCUCACAUAAAGAGCUCGGUCUCAGUCUGGCGUUGGUUACUCCUCCCAUAUCCCUCGACCGUGUCACAGCAAGUCUAUACUUUUUCAAUGUCGUUGGAAUCUGGACAAACAAUUCUAAGCCAGGAAAUCAGCCUCAUGAAACAUUCGACAUCGUGCUGAAGCCAUAUGUUCCGAUAGCAAUGCCUAUAACUAUUGCUACACCUCCAUCAUGUGAAGCCGAGUUCAUCUGGGGAAAAAAAUUCUCCCUCGUUACUCUGGCCUUCCUCUUGAACCGAUACUUGUUGCUGAUCUUGAGCAUCACGGGUGCGCUUAACAUCUUCUGGAUCACUGCUCAUCCAACAGUUGCCGUGGCUCUGGCGCUGGAAUCGACAAUUGCAGGCUUCUCUGCUUUUCGUGCCUACGCCGUCACCGAUUACAAGUGGACGACUGCUACUUUGACGUUUUUUCUGGGUAUGGCUCCUGUCAUUACGAACAUUCCAGUGUGCAACUGGCAUUCGUACGUGUCACCGGCCACAGGAAAAAAAGUGGUCAUCGUGUCACGCGUCUUUCCUGUUCUAUCUUAUUGGAUUGUCUUCAUUGUUAUAUGGCGUCACACAUAUGGUAUCGUCCUGAAAGCAAGGGAGGCUCAGACGACUUCCUCGCUGGGGGGCUUCCUCAUACGAGACGGUACAGUCUGCUUUCUGUCACUGCUGGCUAUGAACGUUCUCGAAAUUAUCGUCGACCUUCUUGUCAUCACCGAGGACUCAGAGAAUGGGGCCAAUUAUGUCUCUGGUUUCCUUGUACCACAGAUUUCGACCAAGGCGCCAGAAACUCCCGCGGCUUCCAUCGAGCCCCUCGGAUUUGAUUUAAUUGGAUCACCGCGGGUGAACGGAUUCUCAUUAUCUCCGAGUCUAACCUCCACCAGGGAUCAGACAUGGAAGAAGAAAUGGAAGGCCUUGGGAAUAGAAAAAGCUCCCACAAAAGGACGACCCAGAAGUCAUGGAGGCUUCGAGAUAAUGGAGGUCCAGUGCGAAUAA
This is a messenger RNA of Laetiporus sulphureus 93-53, 1203 nucleotides long. RefSeq lists its product as uncharacterized. The transcript is spliced from 14 exons. The record is from RefSeq and is a predicted model, not a curated record. NCBI's taxonomy places the organism in Eukaryota, Fungi, Basidiomycota, Agaricomycetes, Polyporales, Laetiporaceae. The coding region runs from base 1 to 1203 and encodes 400 amino acids.